Ramaria rubella is the source of this 425-nucleotide messenger RNA. Lineage: Eukaryota; Fungi; Basidiomycota; Agaricomycetes; Gomphales; Gomphaceae. The record is from the annotation of a GenBank genome assembly.
CGGUACAUCAUCCUUUCAAUCUUUUUUUCCCGACAUUGAGGAGGCUACGCUACUGGCAAUCGGGCGUCACACAUUGAGGCCAUCCCUUCUCUUUAAACUGGACAUGCGCAUCUGGGAAAAACCUGUUGGUACUACUCUGGAGUUUGAGAAAUGGCUCAUUAGUACAACAUGAGAAAGAACCCUCACCCAAGGAUUACCCAUCUUGGGGAUCGCUUUAUUAUCCUCUUCUUCGUUAUUUCAGCAUUCUUCAGAUGCAGGUUCUGUCAAGUGGAAACAUCUUUGCGAUAUACUUGGAGUAUGAGUGGGCAGUGGUUCUAGAUUACCACUUUGCAGUUCAUGUGAGAUGACUUGUAGAGAUGUCACAAGGUGAUUACUCUAAAUGGGGUGAAGUUGAUGGUAUGCUAGUCAAUCGUCAUUUGAUCGGG